This is a messenger RNA of Boeremia exigua, 2247 nucleotides long. RefSeq lists its product as uncharacterized. The record is from RefSeq and is a predicted model, not a curated record. The coding region runs from base 443 to 2020 and encodes 525 amino acids. Lineage: Eukaryota; Fungi; Ascomycota; Dothideomycetes; Pleosporales; Didymellaceae. The transcript is spliced from 2 exons.
UUAACAUCGACACCUCUUGCUCCUGCACCGCACUCGCUUCAACACGCCAACGCGUGUCUAUAACCAUCAUCUGUCACGAACCGAUUUCGCAUAUCUGUUCGCAUACCCCUCCGUCCUUACGAGCCUCUGUUCCCGCUUUCACUGGUUGCGCGUACCGAGUACUUGGCUUAGGCCUAUCAUCCUUGCGAACUUUCACAAGGCCGCUGGCGGUAAAGGUAGGCGACUCUGCCCUCGAGGGUACUGUGCGUCUGUCGGCUGUCAUCAGCGGGAUAGGCUUUCGAUCGUUUACUAGGGUCGGGUACCCGGUGGCAGUGGCCAACAGAGAGCGCCGGAGUCAAGGCUGCUCUACUUGCAAAGCCUGGGCGGGUGGGUUCCCUUGCGCAUCGCGUUCGCUGCAGUUGCGCCAAGGGGGUUUUGGUAAGUUGCGCGUAUCGCUAACAAUAUGAACUUAAAUCUCGAUUUCAAGGCGCUUGCCUAUCCUGCAUCAACUUCCUCAGAUCCCGUGUCACCAUGCUCGUGCUCCCUUGUCUUCAGGUGUGAUGCGGUCUCAAGGCAGGCAACCGUCUUGCUCGUCGCUAGAAUAUCCACAAGGUGCGACACACAGGUGUACGCCCUGCAGUACGACGCCAACAACCUGCAAUGUGGAACUGCAAGACUUAGCAGUGGUCACAACCUCCCGCAGCCUCAGUCACACGAUCUCCUGCGAGACAGAAGCAACAAACACCUCGACAUCAAGACUCUUUCAUUCGACCUUGUUCAACAAUGUCCUCUCUGGUGUCCGGAUGCUGGAGCUUUUGGCCCCGCGCCCAAUCCUGAACUCGUCCAUCCGAUUUUCGAGCUUGCAAAAGCAACCUCAAUAAAUGUUGUGUUCGAUUACAAGCGUUUGCGCAAAGAACACCAGGGCAUGUUCAGGGCCUUCAGCAAAGCGGCGAGGGGUUUGCGCGGCUACCCAUGUGAGGAAUUGCUUACUGAUCAGGGAUUGAGAAAGGCGAGCUUGGAAGUCUUGAGUCCUGUUGUUACUACUGGGGCGCCCCCUCCCUACGAUCGCUCCCGUCAACGGCAAAGACUGACUACCCCCAGCCCCCCAAAAUCGCCCCCGCUCGAACCUGCCGUGCUCCAAUCGCCAACGGGAUCGCACUCGUCCGAAAAGACUAUACCUUUCAGUCCUGCCGCAGCGGAGUCGUUGGAGAGAGCACUUGGACAGGUGUCGCCAGCAUUUGACUUCCAGACUGCAGCCAUCAACGCCGCAGUCAGACAGCAAAUCUCAGCAUAUCUUGACCAACACCAGGCCGAGACUAUCAAAGCAGCCUUGAACAGGGAACCACUCAGUGAUGUCAUCAACGCUGCGGUCAGCAAAUACCUCGAGGAAAACUUGCCAACUAUACUUCCACAAAGUCUAGAACGCAUCAUUGCUGGCCCAUUGAAACCUCUCCUGGGCUCACCAGUCACCUCCUUCAGAUCCUUCGACUCUGUUGGCAACUGGUACCCAAAGCUCCCACCUCUAACACAGGUGGGCAAAAUCUUGAUCCCCCAUCUCCGCACCCACCUCGCUGAGCAAUUCCGUCGUGACCUAGCCCGUCGAGAGCAAUCUUUUGAGAAAACACUUGCUAAGAGAAUGUCUGAAGUGGAGAGCGAUGUGCAGGGAGCGUGCGAGGAAGAGAGGGAGAAGCUUCUUGAGGACAUUGGUGAUCAGCAGGCUGAUUUUGCUUUGUUGAAAACCGAUGUCAUGACAGAUCUCGAGAACGAGAUUGAUGUUCUAUUCAAGCAGAAACUGGAAAACUUCGAAGAUUUGAUUAAUGACAUGGAAGACCGGAUGUGUGACGCGUGUACCGAGACGUGUAUUAAAUUCAACACAGUAGGGUUGCAGAGGUUGAUCGCGCACGAGGUACGGAGGUACGAAAGAAGAAAGAGGAUGAAGAAGGGUGUGCAUAGAGGUGUUGGGAAGAUGAUAAGAGGGGGUACGAAGAGGUUGUUGGGGAAGAGGAGAAGAUCAGAGGAUGCAGAUUGGGUGGACUGUUGACAGCUGGGGGCAGCGGGCGGCGAUGAAGGGCUUAGCGGUAGGACGUCGGGCUUCUGGAUGAUCUACGGUGUUUCUAGACGCGUCUCUCCCUGCGUCAAACUGGCCAUAUGCCUCGCAUCAAUAUUCAUGCCACCGCACCUCAUGUACUCGAAUUUCAAAACCAUUGCCAGGCUGCAUGUGAGGCGAGACCAUAGCGAGACUUCCACCUUGUCCCGCCUCCUGUUGAU